Triticum aestivum (bread wheat) is the source of this 2569-nucleotide messenger RNA. RefSeq names its product protein PHOSPHATE STARVATION RESPONSE 3. Bases 1005 to 2345 code for a protein of 446 amino acids. Lineage: Eukaryota; Viridiplantae; Streptophyta; Magnoliopsida; Poales; Poaceae. Gene Ontology annotation, molecular function: DNA binding; DNA-binding transcription factor activity. The transcript has 6 exons. The record is from RefSeq and is a predicted model, not a curated record.
GAUCCAGUCCUAGUUGUGCUCUUCUCCUUGCCAAAUAGAGUAAUUCUGCUUUGUGUUCUUGUUGAUUUGGGAUGUUAAUGGCUCAUCUGCGCUCUCUCCCCGCGGCAAAGGAAAUUUGCCCAUUUCUUGUGUCGUGUUUCAUGUGCCCUUUUGAUUUCUGCGUUUUCAUUUUGUCCUGCUUAUGGGAAGGAACUGUCAUCAAGUUUUGGUAGGAGUACCUUUUUUCGAAAAGGGGAUAGCCCCGGCCAGGUUUUGGUAGCUUAAAUCUUCCCUAGCAGAAGAAGAUCAGUCAAGUUUGGCACUGGGUUUAUAUAUUUUCUAAAAUUUGCAUAAGUGCAUCCAUCUAUUUGUCCCAAGUGAAAAUUUAUAAAGUUCCACAAGUUUAUAGAAAACAAUAGGAACAUUCACAAUAACAAAAACAUCUGAUGUCAAAAUAUAGCCAGUGAUGAAUCUAACGGUAUUGAUUUGGAAUUGUAUAUGUCAAUAAUUUCUUUAUAAACUUGGUCAAAGUUUAGAAAGUUUGACUUGAGACAAAACUAAUGUCCAGAUUAAAUAAAAACGGAGGGAGUGUCUAUUUUCUCUCCCUGUACGUGAGUUUGAUUUCAUGGUUUGUGAAAAGAAGUUCCAGACAUGACCGUAGCAAUUAUAGGAAGCAAACUAUCAUUACCUCUGAAAUAUGAGUGACUAUUGUUGAAGGGUCUAAAUCAUCUGGGAAUAUUCUUAUGUCCCUUGUGUACAUUCUUUUAGCAUAUUUCUUAGGUCAAUCUGGAUCAUUCUAUUGACAGCCUAGUACUCCCAAUUCAAAUGUAAUGCUUUGUUUUUCUUGCAUAAUGAUGUCUCUGGACAAGAUUAGACUUUUUGCACCCAUAUUUCUGAACAAUUUUUCAUUUUAGAUAUUGAAAUUUGAAAGGACUUGGAACUUGUAUGCUGCUUGACUGGAUAUUUAAGCUGCAGGGUUGGAUUGGAGCAAGUUUUCCAUCUCGAUUAUCAUUCUCAAGGGCACAAUGAGCACACAGAGUGUACUUCCUGUGAAAGAUAUCAUUGCUCCUGACAGCAUGGCUCACACCUGCAAUGUUCCACAACCUUCAGCCCAUCAAAUGUUCAAUGCUAAAUCUGAAAUUUACAGUUCGGCAGAUGGUAUUUCCCGCGUCUCAUAUGCUGACCUAUCAGACCCGAAUUCAUCGAGCUCUUCCACAUUCUGUGCAAGCAUGUACUCGGCGUCACCGACGAACUCCAAAUUAUGCUGGCAAAUCAGCGGUUUGCCUUUCCUGCCUCAUCCUCCUAAAUGUGAGCAGCAGCAGUUUUCAGCUGCGCAGUCAUCGAUCUCUGCUCUGUUGUUUGCUGCUGAUCACAGCGAUGGUGGUCAAGGUCAUGAUGAACAUUCACAUGAUCUCAAGGACUUCCUUAACCUCUCCGGCAAUGCUUCUGACAGUAGCUUCCGUGGAGGAGGCAGUUCCAUGGAUUUCAGUGAGCAGCUGGAGUUUCAGUUAUUGUCUGAACAACUUGGGAUUGCCAUCACCGACAACGAGGAGAGCCCUCGGUUAGAUGACAUAUAUGGCAUAGCGCCGCAAUGCUCACCUAGUCUACUAUCCCCUUCCUCUGACCAUGAGGAUCUGCGCAGUGGGGGUUCUCCGGUUAAAGUCCAGUUGAGUUCAUCACCUUCUUCAUCUGGAGCAACAACAUGUAGCAAAACGAGAAUGAGAUGGACACUUGAGCUCCAUGAGCGUUUUGUGGAGGCUCUGAAAAAGCUCGGAGGACUGGAAAGUAGGGUGAUCACUCUGUUAAAUUUUUGGGCUAAUUUUUUCUUGAAAAUAGAACCAACGUUUAGAUGUUUUGUUCCAUGUACAUAUCUUGCAGAGGCAACUCCCAAGGGUGUGCUGAAGCUUAUGAAGGUAGAAGGCUUGACGAUCUUUCACGUAAAGAGCCAUUUGCAGAACUAUCGACAUGUGAAGUAUAUUCCGGAGAAAAAAGAAGUGAAGAGACCAUGUUCAGAAGAUAACAAGGCAAAAUCAACAUCUGGAAUUGAUUCUGGCAAAAAGAAGAGUUUUCAAAUGGCUGAAGCUCUACGGAUGCAAAUGGAGGUUCAGAAACAGCUCCAUGAGCAACUAGAGGUGCAAAGGAAAUUACAACUGCGCAUAGAGGAGCAUGCAAGAUAUUUGCAGCGGAUACUAGAACAACAGAAGGCCAGAAAAUCUCUGGUACCGAAACCAGAGGAGAAAACAGAGGCCAGCACCACUUCAGCUCCGUCGCUGAAGUGUAAAAUUUCCGACACCGAAAUAGAACAGAACUUGCAAAUGGAUAGCAGAAGGCCAGAGCUACAACUUGAUCUUGAAAGUGAACCGUAAUGAACGAUCAUGGUGCAUGCUUUAAUCUUCUUGCCAUGUAGAGUUCUAGUGCUUGCAAUUGCAUAUAUCCUGUUUUCCUUGAAUAUACCUUAUGACAAGGUUCUAGCUAAGCCAGUGUAUAUAAGUAGUUCUGCUGCUUGUUUCCAGGAAUAAACAAGAUAUUCUCAUCUGUAAUUAAACUAGCAUUGCAGUUCAAACAUAGAUGUCACAAAGCUCCCUGUUCA